CGCCCCCUUCAGCUCCAGGGCUCAGAGCACAACUUCCAGGGCCCAAACUUUCACUAGGCAUCCCUGUCCCAGGGAGACCGGCGUCAUCCCUGUGACAGGGGGCCAUCCUCCCCUCUAGGGGGCACUAAGUGCAUAGCUCAAAGCACCUGGAACCUUCUGCCUUCAGAGGCCGUCACUGGCAUCUGGCCCAGGAGCUCAGAGCUGACCCACAGCAUUGCCUCCCCCUUCUCCCCACCUCACCCCACCCCUGUGGAGUGGGGCAAGGCCUCUACUGCUGAGCCCCAUGACACACCCCUGCUGCAGAGAGCGCGUGAUGCUGGAUGCCACACUGGCCCCUUCCAGAAAGCAGUGGGCCCCCUGGCCACUCCCCCACCUGGGGCAUCCUGGGGUCAGGACUGUGCCUGCCCUCAUUGCCCGGCUGUUUGAGGCAAAAGCCACUUGCUGUCCCUAGGCAGGGCCCUGGGGUCAGGAGCCUGGAGGCAGGUUAGCUGGGCACAUUCCAGGACCGGCUUCCGCGGGCCCGCGGGCCUGCUGCAGAACUGGUCAGGGCUGGUGUUUGCUCUAUGGGGCCCGAGGACAGAGCCAAGUGCCGGUGCUGUGGCCCUGAGCGAAGCUGCUGGGUGGCCGGCCGCAGUCCCACACGGGCCCACUGUGGACCCCUCUCUCUGUGCGGCUCCAUUGUGGACCAGGACACCAGCUGUGCCCUGUCCUGGGGAGGCCAGGACCACACGGAUGGGCAGAUCCUGGGCCAGCUGCGCCCCCUUGCAGAGGAGGAGGAGGAGGAAGAGGGGGCCAGGGCAGCCCCAGACACAGGGCCGGCCUUCCCCGGGAUGGGCUCUGAGGAGCUGAGGCUGGCCUCCUUCUACGACUGGCCGCUGAGUGCUGUGGUGCGGCCAGAGCCACUGGCUGCCGCAGGCUUCUUCCACACUGGGCGGCAAGACCAAGUGAGGUGCUUCUUCUGCCGCGGGGGUCUGCAGAGCUGGGAGCAAGGGGAUGACCCCUGGACAGAGCAUGCCAAGUGGUUCCCCAGGUGUGGGUUCCUGCUCCAGACAAAAGGAAGGGACUUUGUCUGCGGCGUCCAGGAGUCUUGUUACCACCCGCUGGGUUCCUGGGACCAAUCGGAAGAACCCGCAGACUCAGCCCCCACCACCCCUUCAGAUGCCAGGGGCAGGCAGGAGUGGCCUGCAUGGAGCCGGUGCCCGGCAGUGCAGGCUGCCCUCUGCAUGGGCUUCGGGCAGAACCAGGUACGGCGGCUGGUGCAGCGUAAGUACCUCUGGGCGGCGCCCGCCAGCGUAUCCGCGUCCCAGCUGGUGGCCGACCUGCUCCAGGAAGAUGACGGGGGCCGGGCUGCGGAGGCCAGAGGUGCGUGCCCGCCCCUGCCCCAUGCUCUCCCCUGGCAUACAGUUCCCACUGCCCAGGGGCCGGAGGGCCCGUCCUGGUGGCGCGGGCUCUGGGGGGUUCGGGCGGCAUGGGCUCCGCCAGAGCCAGACCUCGCCCGUGGGGCCCCCUGGGUGGGGUCUCACUUCCCCUGGGGGCUUCUAGUCUGUCCCACACCACCCGCAGCUCCUGUCCACGUGGGUCCUGAGCUGCCAACGCCCAGAAGGGAGGCCCAGUCAGAAGGUGCCACAGAGCCAGGAGCCCAGGACGCCCAGGAGCAGCUGCGGCGUCUGCAGGAGGAACGGACCUGCAAGGUCUGCCUGGACCACCCCGUGUGCACCGUCCUUGUGCCCUGCGGCCACCUGGUCUGCGCGGACUGCGCUCCUGUGCUGCGGCUCUGCCCCCUCUGCAGGGCCCCCAUCCGCAGCUGCGUGCGCACCUUCCUACCCUAGGCCAGGUGCUUCAGAUGCUGGCUGCCUCUCGCGUCCCACGGGGGGCUGCUGAGGAUGACUGAGCCGGCGUCCCGAGCUGGCCAGCCGGAGUCCCCACUCGCAGCCCAGGGAGGAAGGGAGCUGCAGACGGCUUGGCAAGGGGAGGGGGCGUGCAGGUGGUUUGACCGAUGCUUAGGCGCUUUUGCAGAUUUACAGUAAAGUGGCGGGUUUUCCCUGGA
Molecule: messenger RNA, 2047 nt
Organism: Leopardus geoffroyi (Geoffroy's cat)
Lineage: Eukaryota; Metazoa; Chordata; Mammalia; Carnivora; Felidae
Gene: BIRC7
Product: baculoviral IAP repeat containing 7
Exons: 7
Coding region: 564-1829 (421 amino acids)
Biological process (GO): positive regulation of protein ubiquitination; negative regulation of apoptotic process; regulation of cell cycle
Cellular component (GO): nucleus; cytoplasm
Molecular function (GO): ubiquitin protein ligase activity; cysteine-type endopeptidase inhibitor activity involved in apoptotic process
Source: RefSeq, a predicted model, not a curated record